AUGCUCCAACGUAGAACCGCAGGCACUUUUACCGACCCACUUCGCGAUGGAAAAGGUUUACCUGGAUAUUCUUCCAUUGAUGACAAUGUAGCACCGUGCGAACUUCAAUCAAUUGAAGAUAUUAUUGAGAACGUGAAUAACACACAAAACGAGGCCCUAAAUGAUAGUGAUGAAGACGAUGAUGAGUCAAGUCCAGUUUUGUCAAACGCUCAGGCAUUAUCAGCUGAUAAUGAUUUAAGACGAUCGAUUGACUGUCCUGUAGUCGGUGAAAGUUUAGUUGAAUAUUAG
Molecule: messenger RNA, 288 nt
Organism: Leptosia nina
Lineage: Eukaryota; Metazoa; Arthropoda; Insecta; Lepidoptera; Pieridae
Source: the annotation of a GenBank genome assembly